Messenger RNA from Triticum aestivum (bread wheat), 675 nucleotides. RefSeq lists its product as uncharacterized. Lineage: Eukaryota; Viridiplantae; Streptophyta; Magnoliopsida; Poales; Poaceae. The record is from RefSeq and is a predicted model, not a curated record.
UAGGGCCAGCUCGAACCGUGUGCACCAGGAAGAAGGCCAGCCCAAAGUUGAUGAAGGGAGAAAGCCAAUAGGAUGCCCUACAAAUCGAUUUCGAACAAGUUUACUGCAGUACCUGACGGCCUCUCACAGUCUGCAACCAGCCAACCACCUCUACUGGCUGCUGCCACUCCUCAUAUUGGCUAGGAACACGAGCUCUGGGCUCUGGCGGCAGCACAAGGAGCAGGGCAGAGGAGCAGGACCUCGUUAGCGUGCUUCUUGCUGCGCGCCAGUCCUCGGCGCCGGGGGCAAGGGGCGGGGCGGGGUCGGGAUCCUCGAUGCCGCAGGUGGCGCUGGUGCUGGAGGUGACGCUGUUCCCCCGCUCGCUGGCGUAGCCGCUGCUGCUGGGGCUGGGCGGACCGGCGUCGCCGGCCAUCCUCCUCCUCAACGAGCCCCUGGAACUCCACCCCCCGGGCGCGGCCGUCACGUACCCCUCGUCUUCGUCCUCCUCGGCGAUCUCGUGGCCGACGGCGGCGAAGUCUGCGGGCAGGUCAGCGUGUAUCUUGGAAUCGUUCCGAUGGUUUUGUGACGAGAACAAUGUUCUUGGUGCCUCCUGACAUUUAGGGGUUGUGGCAGUGUCCCGGGGAGUUGAGCUCCGAGGUGUUGUCGUCAUAAUUUUAUCGUUGCAGUUCUGGAAUA